This is a messenger RNA of Erigeron canadensis, 3381 nucleotides long. RefSeq names its product protein SPA1-RELATED 4-like. The record is from RefSeq and is a predicted model, not a curated record. Gene Ontology annotation, biological process: protein phosphorylation; photomorphogenesis. The transcript is spliced from 7 exons. Gene Ontology annotation, molecular function: protein binding; ATP binding; protein kinase activity. Lineage: Eukaryota; Viridiplantae; Streptophyta; Magnoliopsida; Asterales; Asteraceae. Bases 593 to 3121 code for a protein of 842 amino acids.
CCUCAACAACUUCCCAACUCUCUUUCUGGACGAUAACCCUUUUACUCUUUUUUUUUUUUUUAAUAUAUAAUUAUUUUGAUUAUAUGUUUUUAGACGUAAAUCUUGAUGUGGGCAUUUGUUAAACCUUGAUGUUCUGUUGUGAAGUUAUAGAAUUUGGGAUAAAGUUUUGAGCUUUAUAGCCUUUAGAGGGUUUUCAAGAUUGUUUGACGUGAAUCUUGAUGUGGGCUGUUGUUAAAACUUGUUUUUGUGUUAGAAAAGUAUAGAAUUUAGACUAAAGGUUUAAGCUUUUUAGCUUUUAGGUGUGUCCAAGAUUAUUCUAGUGCUAAAAGUUUUUUUUUAUUUACCACUGCAUACAUGAAUCUUGAUUUGUGUGUAAUUUGAAAAAAAAUAGAACUUGAUAUCUUUGUUUGUGUGUAAGAAUAGUUGCAGGCUGUGAAGUGUAAGAUUUUGAUUUUUUUUUAGGACUAAGUGUGUGCAAGAUUUGUUAGUGGAGUGUACAAAUGUUGUUAUGAUUCAAGAUGGCAUAUGUGGAACUAAGAGAAUAUUGUAGAAUUGUAUGUAUUUGGUGUGAUCUUUAUGAAGCUAUAGGUGGAUGAUAAUGGACAAUUCAUCUGAAUCUAAUUGGCAGAGGUCUGGUAGUUCUAGGGGGUUGAAUUCUUCUGCAGUUUCUAGUCGAAAUCCUAGGAGAAUUCCAGCUAAUACCGUUAGGUUAUCGGGUGAUACCGAUCAUGAUUCUGGAAACUUAGCUGGUAGAAGAAGAGAAAAAGGUGUGUUGGGUCAGUUUAAUAGGGUUGGAACGCAUUUCGGUUACUUUAGGGAAGGUGAUGGUGCGGUUAUUCGACCAGUUGAAGUUAAAGAUGUUAGUUUAAGACAGUGGUUAGAUAACACCGAACGAGUUGUUGAUGCAAUUGAAUGCUUGCAUAUAUUUAUGCAGAUAGUUGAAAUAGUGAAUUUGGCCCAUUCCAAAGGAUUUGUUGUCCAUAAUGUUAGACCCUCGUGUUUUGUCAUGUCGUCAUUUAAUCGUGUAUCGUUUAUAGAAUCAGUGUCUUGCUCAGAUUCUGGUUCGGAUUCUUGUGAAGAUGAACCAAACCACAUCACAGCUGAGUAUAUGGGAUUGGCUAGAAACUUUUCCCUAAAGUUAUUGGGAAACACUUGGUUGCAGUCAGGUUCUGAUAAUUUGGAGGCUGGUAAUGUUGAACAAGCAGAAGAAAAGAAAAAUCGAUUCCCAAUGAAACUAAUAUUGCAAAUGGAAACCAAUUGGUACACGAGUCCGGAGGAGACUGCUGGUGGUCCAAGUACCAGUGCUUCGGAUGUUUAUCGAUUAGGGGUUCUUCUUUUUGAGUUAUAUUGCAUAAGUAGUUCAGCAGAAGAAAAGAAUGCAACUAUGUCUAGCCUUAGACAUCGUGUCUUUCCUCCUCAACUGUUAUUAAAGUGGCCUAAAGAAGCCUUAUUUUGCUUGUGGUUACUGCAUCCUGAGCCUGCCAGUCGGCCAAAAAUGGAUGAAGUGCUGCAAAGUGAAUUUCUCAAUGAACCUAGAGAUAACUUAGUCGAGCGAGAAGCAGUUGUUGAGCUUAAAGAAAAGAUUGAGGAACAAGAGUUAUUGCUGGAAUUUCUUUUAAUGCUCCAACAACGAAAGCAAGAAGCUGCAGAUAACUUGCGAAGGACUGUUUCAUUUCUAUCUUCUGAUUUGCAGGAGGUUACGAAAUUACAGACAGCUAUUCGUGAAAAACGAGGUUUGCCAUCAAAUGCUGGAGAUUCACCUUUGGGUUUUAUAUCUACCAAUAAUGAUGAUUCUGCAAGUUCGGGAUCCAAAAAACGUAUCAGAAAUUCAGAAGCUUCCAGUAGUCUUCAAAGUGAGCAUGGAGAAGAAAAUUCCAAUUUUAAAAGUUCUCGAUUGAUGAAAAACUUCAAGAAACUAGAAUCAGCUUACUUUCUGACUAGACGCAGGGCAUUCAAACCAUUACCCAAACCAUUGCCUAGAAAUACACCAUUGAGUAGUGAUGGUAAAGGAUCAGCUGUUCUUACAGAAAGAAGUUCUGCUAGUAAUUUUCUACCAAGAGAUCGGCUUCCCGAAAGUAAGCAAAGUGGAUGGAUCAACUCCUUCUUGGACGGUUUAUCUAAAUAUUUGUCUUUUAGGAAUCUGCGAGUCAAGGCAGAUUUAAAACAAGGUGAUCUCUUGAAUUCGUCCAAUCUUGUAUGUUCACUGGAUUUUGAUCGGGAUGGAGAAUUCUUUGCAACAGCCGGGGUUAAUAAGAAAAUUAAAGUUUUUGAGUACGAAUCAAUCCUGAACGAGGACCGCGACAUACAUUACCCGGUUGUUGAAAUGUCGAGUAGAUCUAAGCUAAGCAGUAUAAGUUGGAAUAACUACAUCAAAGGCCAGAUUGCUUCAAGCAAUUUCGAAGGUGUAGUACAGAUAUGGGACGUUACACGGAAUCAAGUACAUUUGGAGUUCAAAGAGCAUGAGAGACGUGUGUGGUCUGUGGACUUCUCCUCUGCAAACCCGACAUUGCUGGCUAGCGGGAGCGAUGACGGUUCUGUUAAGCUUUGGAAUAUAAAUCAGGGAAACAGUGUUGGUACCAUUAAAACGAAGGCCAAUGUCUGCUGUGUUCAGUUUCCAUCUACCUCUGGCAAUACUUUGGCAUUUGGUUCAGCUGAUCACAGGAUCUAUUAUUAUGAUCUCCGCAACCCGAGUGUGCCACUUUUUACAUUAGUUGGGCACAACAAAACUGUGAGUGAUGUUAAAUUUGUGGAUUCAUCGACUCUUGUAUCGUCAUCCACGGAUAACACGUUGAAGCUGUGGGAUCUAUCAGAGUCCACAUCACAAGUUAUUGACUGUCCGAUUCAGUCAUUCACAGGCCACAUGAAUGUAAAGAACUUUGUUGGUUUAUCCGUAUCUGAUGGUUACAUCGCUACUGGUUCAGAAACAAACGAGGUAUAUGUGUAUCACAAAGCUUUCCCGAUGCCUGCAUUGUCGUAUAAAUUCAACACCACAGAUCCAAUAUCAGGAGAUGAAGUGGACGACUCUGAACAAUUCAUCUCAUCUGUAUGUUGGCGUAGUCAGUCCUCUACUUUGGUUGCUGCUAAUUCCACGGGAAAUAUUAAGCUCCUGGAAAUGGUUUAAUUACUACCAAACAUAAAAAACCGAAAGGAGGAGCAUAUAUCUGUGAUUCUGCAUAGCCAUUUUCGUGUUUCACAUAGGAAGGUGUAUAGAGACAGAAAUUUUGAUUAUGCUGAUCCGUGAUCUCGUGUAUUGUAGAUAAAUUUUUAGUAGACAAAGGAAGAAACUGGGAGUCCCUCCUGUAUAUUUAGCAACUGUUUACCAUUCAGAAUCUUUUGGUAAUAUAUAUUAGAAUGCACGAACAUGAAGGCCAUUCGAAAUUA